GCAAUUAUUCGAAAUGUACGCGCACCCACAUCAGCGAUUGAAACUGUCCGGGGGAGUGUCAUUGGCUAGAAGCACUUUCUUCCUGUUUCACUUCAACGAACGUGGGAGUUAUUCCUUGUAAUUUUGUGAAUGUCGGAGAACAUUAGCUCCACAAAAGUCAUCCAACGAGCUUCUUCUAGCACGCGCUUACGACCCCGGGCUUCGUGUCGAGGUGGGGAGCCCAUCUAAGAGUCGUUGUGUUUCCAGGUGUGGAGCAUGUGGGCGUCCUGCUGUAACUGGUUAUGUUUGGACACUGCCACGGUGGAGGGGAGCAACAGCCGCACGCGUCACCAGGCCUAUACUAACUCAGGCUACAGCAACUACCCGUCGCCCCCACUCCCGGACCACACGUGCAAAGCCUGCGGAAGCCACUUCGUCACCCUAGCCAGAAAGCAUGUCUGCAUGGACUGCAAGAAGAACUACUGCGGCAGGUGUUCGGCCCAGCUUGAGCCCCGUCCACGCCUUUGCCACACCUGCCAGCGGUUCCACGGCACACUCUUCGAUCGCACCGAGCUGAUGAAGCUCAAGGUGAAGGACCUGCGCGACUACCUCCACCGGCACGAGGUCUCAACGCAGAUGUGCCGUGAGAAAGAGGAACUGGUGGAGCUGGUCCUGGGACAGCAGACGCAGUCACCCUCUGGCCCAAUCGUAAACCCUCUGACCCAAACCGCCACCCAGCAUGAGACAACUCCUCCUCCAGCCCCCCCCACCACCACCACACCCUCUACACACCCUGACUCCACAUCCACCUCCACAGACCAUGUCCCUUCACAGCCGCCACCCACUCAGGAGGACAGUCAGACCCUGUCUGUGUUGGUGCCCUCGGGUCUUGAGGAGCCACUGGACACUGAGGGAGACACUGAGUUGCAGGAGCUGCAGUCCUCAGACACAGAGGGGGUGCUGGUGCCAGGCCGCAGGGCGUCGCUGUCCGACCUGGCCAUGGCAGAGGACAUCGAGGCCCUCAGUGUCCGGCAGCUCAAGGAGAUCCUGGCCCGUAACUUUGUCAACUACAAGGGCUGCUGCGAAAAGUGGGAGCUAAUGGAGAGGGUCACCUGCCUCUACCACGACCAGAAGGACCUCCAGAAUCAUCUGGUUUCAAGUACAAAAGACGGCACAGACCCCAGCGGUACCCCUGGCCAGGAGGAAAACCUGUGUAAGAUCUGCAUGGACUCUCCCAUUGACUGUGUCCUGCUGGAGUGUGGCCACAUGGUCACCUGCACCAAGUGUGGCAAGCGGAUGAACGAGUGCCCCGUCUGCAGGCAGUAUGUGGUGCGGGCCGUUCACGUCUUUAGAUCCUGAGACCCAAGCCUUGGGAAUCCCCCCACCUCCCGUAAAUAAACAAGGGGCUAGCUACUUGUGGCCUUACAACCCAUAGACUAGACGAGGGGUAUUAAACUCUUAACCAGCUGGCUCCGGACCCCGUAGGGUUUCUGUUCUACCUGAUACUUAAUUGCACCUACCUGGUGUCCAAGGUCUAAAUCAGUCUGAGAUUUAGAGGGGAACAAUUAAAAAAAAAAAAAAAAGCAGUGGAACUGGCUUUGAGAUCCAGAGUUGAGUUUAAGGGGACUCGACUAAUCACCUCUCCCUCCAGAUCUCCACUGCUCUGAUGGUCCUUGAGACCCUGAGUACUGGUUCCUCCUACUGGAGGGACGAACAGGUGAGGUGAACCUCAUUAUCCCUUUGAUAAACCACACAAACCCAAUGACUGGACAUGGGCACUUCCUACUUUUAUUGACCGGACUCCUAUAGCUCAUAUCUCCAAGCUGAUAAGGAUAUGUCUUAUUAUUAGAAUAAGAGAGUGCCUGUAUUAAACAGGCAAUACCAUAUUUAUUUAUUUUUUCAUUUGGAGACCUGCAUAUAAACACAACAAUUUCAAAGAUUUUGCUGAGUUACAGUUCAUAAAGAAAUUGGUCAACUGAAAUAAAUUCAUUGGGCCCUAAACUAUAGAUUUCAAAUUACUGGAAAGGGGCGCAGCCAUGGGUUGGCAUAGGCCCACCCGAUGGGGAGCAAGGCCUAGCCAAUCAGAAUGAGUUUGUCCCCACAAAGGGCUUUAUUACAGACAGAAAUACUCCUCAAAUGUUAGUGGC
Salvelinus sp. IW2-2015 is the source of this 2126-nucleotide messenger RNA. Its product is annotated as E3 ubiquitin-protein ligase rififylin. Gene Ontology annotation, cellular component: cytoplasm; plasma membrane. Gene Ontology annotation, molecular function: ubiquitin protein ligase activity. Lineage: Eukaryota; Metazoa; Chordata; Actinopteri; Salmoniformes; Salmonidae. The record is from RefSeq and is a predicted model, not a curated record. Gene Ontology annotation, biological process: protein K48-linked ubiquitination; proteasome-mediated ubiquitin-dependent protein catabolic process; negative regulation of extrinsic apoptotic signaling pathway via death domain receptors.